UCAGGCCACCGCCCCAGGAAGCACCCAGAGCCCGGGCACGCACGGCGAGAACCACCGAGCACCAGGCCAUGGCGGAGGCUCCCGGCUUCGGGGAGCAGGAAGAGCUCCUGGUGGAGGAAGAAGGUGCCGGGCUCGCCCCGCGGUGGAGCCUGGAAGGCGAGGAGGAGGUUGCCCGGCAGCAACGCUGGCAGGAGAGAGACAGGCACCAGGACCGGGACCAGGACCGGGACCAGGACCGGGAUGGAGACAGCCCGUCUCCGGAGCCCCCCGAGCAGGAGAAGCUCCUGAACACCUCGGAAAGCCCAGACCUGGACGAGGACGAGGGUUUCGGUGACUGGUCCCAGAGGGCAGAGCUGCAGCGUCCCCCUCGGGCACACAGUCCAGAGGAGGAGCAGGAAGAGGACAGGCCCUGUGGGACCCGGGAUGGUGGCGAGCUGAGCCCAGCCGGAGUCUGCCUGGAGGGACUGCGUCUUCGCGCCGGCUCGGAGCCCUGGGAGGGGACAGGGCCAGAGCAGACACAGCCUGCCGGCCCAGAGGAGACCAGCCAGGGCAGCCCGGGCCCAGCAGAGGCUGAGGAGGCCGAGGAGCAGCACCAGAAAUGUCAGCAGCCCAGGACACCCAGCCCCCUGGUCGUGGAGGAAACAGCAGAACUGAGCUCACCUCCCCUGAGCCCCGGCACUAAACUCGUCGACAGGACAGAGUCCCUGACCCGCUCCAUCGAGAAGAGUAACAGUGUGAAGAGGUCCCAGCCAGCCCUGCCCAUCUCCAAGAUUGAUGAUCGGCUGGAGCAGUACACCCAGGCCAUUGAGAGUGCUGUUCGGACCCCCAAGUUAACUCGUCAGCCCUCCAUCGAGCUGCCGAGCAUGGCCGUGGCGAGCACCAAGAGCCGGUGGGAGACAGGGGAGGUGCAGGCUCAGUCUGCUGCCAAGGGCCCUUCCUGCAAGGAUAUUGUAGCUGGAGACAUGAGCAAGAAAAGCCUGUGGGAGCAGAAAGGAGGAUCCAAGACGUCGUCGACAAUUAAGAGCACCCCAUCUGGAAAGAGGUACAAAUUCGUGGCCACGGGACAUGGGAAGUACGAGAAGGUGCUGAUGGACGAGGACUAGGCACCCUAACCCUUCCCUCUCGCUGUCCUGAGGCCGGGUGCAGGCUGGCGGCUACCUCCACACCCCCAUCCAUGCUCCCAGGGGAGUCCAGCCAGAGGCCCACCCCCAGCCCUGCCGAAGAAGCCGCUUCCCAUUGCCUGCCUGGCUGCCCACACCCUCCAACACCUGCCCCUGCCGCUGCCUCUGUCCCUGGACCUCCGACCUCUCUCCCCUCUACUCCCUGGCCCACCAGCUCUGCCUCUCACAGCCCGGGCAGGAGAGGGAUUCUCACUGGCGCUUGGUCAAGGGGACCGUCCCCCAGAGGCCAAGUGCUCACGAGCGAAGGGCAGCCUGUGCAGAGGGCACGCCCGCCAGGGCACAUGCCAGCAAGAGCUACCGAUGCCUGCGCUGGGUGCUCGGGCCUGUGUCCCUCCCACCUCCUGCUUGCUGCCCCUUCAUUUGUGCAAUAAAGCUCUCUGUCCCCACGCGCCGCCCUCCACUG
Messenger RNA from Molossus molossus (Pallas's mastiff bat), 1584 nucleotides. It is a transcript of the gene LSP1, whose product is annotated as lymphocyte specific protein 1. Bases 69 to 1103 code for a protein of 344 amino acids. The record is from RefSeq and is a predicted model, not a curated record. Gene Ontology annotation, molecular function: actin binding. NCBI's taxonomy places the organism in Eukaryota, Metazoa, Chordata, Mammalia, Chiroptera, Molossidae. Gene Ontology annotation, biological process: signal transduction. The transcript has 11 exons.